Messenger RNA from Trichoderma breve, 879 nucleotides. RefSeq lists its product as uncharacterized. Gene Ontology annotation, biological process: superoxide metabolic process. The coding region runs from base 1 to 879 and encodes 292 amino acids. The record is from RefSeq and is a predicted model, not a curated record. The transcript is spliced from 2 exons. Gene Ontology annotation, molecular function: superoxide dismutase activity; metal ion binding. NCBI's taxonomy places the organism in Eukaryota, Fungi, Ascomycota, Sordariomycetes, Hypocreales, Hypocreaceae.
AUGUUCCGCACGCGGCUGCUACGGAUGCCCCGGCAGGCAUUGGGCCUGAACCUGCGCGCAUCCGCCGCCAAUGGCUCCAGCUUCAACAAGAUCAACGCCGCACGAGGCCUGCACUCGGUGCCCGCGCUGCCUCACGACUACUCCGAGGGCGUGCCCAACCUGAUGAGCCCUGGAGGCUUCUCGCUUGCUUGGACAGACUACAUGACCGUCACGGUGGACAAGCUCAACGCCAUGAUUGCCGGCACCGAGCUCGAAACCCACGACGUCAAGACCAUCCUCCUCAUGACGGCCCGCGAACCCAGCCAAGCCCCCAUCUUCAACCACGCCUCCAUGGCCCACAACAACCACUUCUUCUUCCAGGGCAUCGCCCCCCAAGGCACCCCCAUGCCGGACGAGCUGCGCCGCGAGCUCGAGGCCUCCUUCUCCUCCAUCGAGUCCCUCCGCCUCGAGUUCAUCGUCACGGCCUCCGCCAUGUUCGGCCCCGGAUUCGUCUGGCUCGUCAAGGCCGGCCCCGGCGACUACCGCCUGCUGCCGACCUACCUCGCCGGCUCGCCUUACCCGGGCGCCCACUGGCGCAUGCAGUCCACUGAUAUGAACACCGUUGGUAAUGAUGGCUCUGCGCGCUCGUAUCUUAGGAACCAGAGCCUCGGCGCUAGGAGGAGAGUCGGCGACUUGCCACCGGGAGGUAUUGAGCUGGAGCCGCUUCUGUGUCUCAACACUUGGGAGCACGCUUGGUUGCUGGACUGGGGUAUGGGCGUGGAUGGAAAGGGCGGCAAGGCUGCCUAUGUCGAUGCUUGGUGGAAGCUGAUUGACUGGGAAAAGGUCCACCAGAGGUCUGGCGUGCUGCGCCCCGAGUACAUGUCAGAGACAUCCCCAUGA